Molecule: messenger RNA, 423 nt
Organism: Wasmannia auropunctata (little fire ant)
Lineage: Eukaryota; Metazoa; Arthropoda; Insecta; Hymenoptera; Formicidae
Product: fatty acid synthase-like
Exons: 1
Biological process (GO): fatty acid biosynthetic process
Molecular function (GO): fatty acid synthase activity
Source: RefSeq, a predicted model, not a curated record
CCCGACGGUUAUUGCAGACCAUUUGAUAUUGCUGCAAAUGGUUUUUCGCGUGCCGAAACGGUGUCAGUGGCAUAUCUUCAAAAGAUGAAGAAUGCGAAGAGGAUUUAUGCCAUAUGUCCGCACAUUAAAUUAAACAGUGACGGUUACAAAGAAGAUGGAAUAACAUAUCCAUCGUCAUUUAUGCAAAGUACUUUACUAACAGAAUUAUACAAUGAAUGUGGAAUACCGACAUCUUGUUUGGAUUACGUUGAAGCACAUGGUACCGGCACCAAAGCUGGUGAUGCGCAAGAAAUUAAUGCUAUCCAUAACACAUUGUGUAAGAAUAGAAAAACUCCAUUAAUGAUCGGAUCUGUAAAAUCCAAUCUUGGCCAUGCUGAACCUGCUAGCGGUUUCAUUCAAAUAGCUAAGGUAAAAAGAUCGGAA